This is a messenger RNA of Wasmannia auropunctata (little fire ant), 2510 nucleotides long. RefSeq names its product inhibitor of nuclear factor kappa-B kinase subunit epsilon (gene IKKepsilon). The transcript is spliced from 4 exons. Gene Ontology annotation, cellular component: cytoplasm. Gene Ontology annotation, biological process: peptidyl-serine phosphorylation. Gene Ontology annotation, molecular function: protein serine/threonine kinase activity; ATP binding. The record is from RefSeq and is a predicted model, not a curated record. Lineage: Eukaryota; Metazoa; Arthropoda; Insecta; Hymenoptera; Formicidae. The coding region runs from base 14 to 2248 and encodes 744 amino acids.
ACGCGCGGGCGACAUGUCCUUCCUACGGGGAUCCGCCAACUACGUCUGGUGCACCACCAGCGUGCUCGGCAAGGGCGCGACCGGCGCGGUGUUCCAGGGCGUCAACAAGAACAACGGGGAGCCGGUCGCGGUGAAGACGUUCAAUCAGCUGAGCCACAUGCGGCCGCACGACGUGCAGGUGAGGGAGUUCGAGGUGCUGAAGAAGGUCAAGCACGAGAACAUCGUCAAGCUGCUGGCGAUCGAGGAGGAGCAGGACGGCCGGGGGAAGGUGAUCGUCAUGGAGCUCUGCACCGGCGGCAGCCUCUUCAACAUCCUCGACGACCCGGAGAACACGUACGGCCUUGCGGAGAGCGAGUUCCUGCUGGUGCUGGAACACCUGUCGGCCGGCAUGAAGCACCUGCGCGACAACAAUUUGGUCCACCGGGACCUGAAGCCAGGCAAUAUAAUGAAAUUCAUCGCUGACGACGGCAGCACGAUAUACAAGCUUACUGAUUUCGGGGCCGCUCGGGAAUUGCAGGAGGAUCAGCAGUUCGUUUCGCUGUACGGCACCGAGGAGUACCUGCACCCGGAUAUGUACGAACGCGCGGUGCUGAGGAAGCCCGUCGGCAAGACCUUCGGCGCGACCGUCGACUUGUGGUCCAUAGGCGUGACCCUCUACCACGUGGCGACGGGCAAUCUGCCGUUCAGACCGUUCGGCGGACGGAGGAACAAGGAGACCAUGUUCUACAUCACCACGAAGAAAGCGUCGGGCGUGAUAUCCGGGUUGCAGACCUCGGAGAACGGGCCGAUCGAGUGGAGCAGGGAGUUGCCGCAGGCCUGCCAGUUGAGCACCGGCCUGAAGAAGAUAGUGACGCCGCUGUUGGCCGGCCUGCUGGAGGUGGAUCCGCAGAGGAUCUGGAGCUUCGAGCGAUUCUUCAGCGAGGUCACGGACACGCUUUGCCGCAAACCCAUUCACAUAUUCAACAUCCACAAGGCCAGCUUGAUCAAGGUCUUUUUGCAUCCGGAGGAGAAGCUGGUCGCUCUGCAGAUACACAUUCAGGAUCAGUCCGAGAUCAUGCCCCACGCGCAGAUUCUCCUCCUCGGGGAGGUCCCCCUCACGAGUCUCGUCGAGGAGUCCACGCCGGGCAAGGGGUAUCCCAACACCAGCAACGACAAGCCGCUGAUGCUGUUCUCGCGGGAGAACAACAACGUCGUGCUGCCGACGGAGACCGAACUGCCGAAAUUUCCCGUCUUCGCGAACCUCGUGUCCGUGGAGAACGACGCGAGCCAAGCCAAGGUCGCGUGCUCCGUCGGACACGUCUGCAAACGUAGAAUCGACAAGCUGGCGCUGUGCAGCAAAUUGUCGCGGGACGCCAUUGACGCGUUCAGCGGUCUUCUGUCCACGGAGCUCACCCGAGUGCUGGGCAAGUGCCAGCACUCGAGGGAAUUCACGAAAGCGGUGGAGGACACCGUGCUGGCGGUGGAGAGGUGCGAGACCUUCGCCAGGCACGUGUUCCGAAAGUUCGGCGGUCCAACCGCGAUGGAGGUCAAGAGCUGGCGGAAGGAAUUGGACGUGAAGAGCAAGGAGCUUAUGAGCGAACUGACUCCAGCAAUAGUGCAACUUCAUCAGAGGUACGUAAAAGAGGGCAGCUUACGCGGGGAAUGGGACAACAGUACUCGCGGCUUGUGGUGCCCGUGGGCCACGAAAGCGAGCCAAAGGGCGGCGACGUUGGUCGAUCGCUUGAGGGACGGAUGGCAACAUUUAUUGAGGGACAGGGCCACUCGUAGUCUCACUUACAACGACGAACAAUUCCACGUUCUCGAACGCAUAAAGGUCACGGAAACGGGACGUCGAUUGAAAGCGCUUCUCGAGACGGAGUGCAUGCCGGCGAUGACCCAGCGAUCCGAGUGCGUUGCCGAUUGGUACAAAAUGGCGCAGACGGUGUUCCUGCAGACGCAGAUAUUGGAUAAGGACAUAGACGGUUACGAGCGCGUGCUGGAAUCGUUCUCCUACCGUUUGUCGCAGGAGAGCAAGGAGCGCAACGAGAAUCUGCUGCACUCGUUGGACAGGCUGCCCGGCAAGUCGAAAACGAUCGAGAAAACGAGCGUGCCGGUGCAGGAGAGCACGAAGACGUGGUGCAACAUCUGCGACACGCAGGAACAAAUCACGUUGCUUCUCUACGAAAACAGUCUGCUUGUAGAUCAGCUGGACCAUCUGUCGGCGACUGAUAGGCCAGAUGACGUGAGCGACACGGGAUAUGAGCUUUAACGCGCGCUACUGUCAUUUCUCUGUCAAUCUGACAAUAACUACGAAAUGAAGACUGAAUCUUAAGAAUGUAUAUAUUAGGAGUCACAAUAUUUAUAAUUAAUUAGUGUACAGAUUAAAUGUUAAAUGAAUUCGUACGUCUGCGUUCCCCUCUUCUCGGUUAAACGGCUGUUUUACUUUAAGAUCAACGAUAAUGAUUUUAUGAUGAUCAAGAAAUGAUUUUCUAUUAUGUCUGAAAGGAAAGGGAAUUAUAUUAUUAUUAUCA